GUUUUAAAUUUAGCAAAUUGCUAAAUUCUUUCCUUAAGCAACAUGUCACUAUUCAAAGUUGUCAAUAAUGGUUAAAAAUCGUUUUUAGCGGGUUAUGUACAACAAGUACAUAAAAGUUUAUACAUAGCGAAUUAGUGGAAUAUACGUAUGCAACCCACAAUACACUUCAAGUCAGUUCUAAGCGGUAAAAAUAAACAAUACGAAAGCUUAACCUUACAAGCAAUCAUCACAUUGAAGUCAAGUUUUAAAACUGUACAAUGAUCCAUGGUUUUAUUUCAUAAACUUAGUCGGAUAUCAUUCCACAUACAACGAUUUUUUGCCAAGGAUUCCAAACCGAAAAUGAAAUACCUCUGUGUGGCAGAAAAGAAUGAUGCUGCUAAGAACAUUGCUUCAAUUUUAUCUCAUGGAAACUCAAAUAGGAGAAAUGGUUUAUCAACAUACAACAAGAUAUACACAUUUUCAUGUCAAAUUAAUGGAGUUGAAUCUGAUUGUGUGAUGACUUCUGUAUCUGGCCAUCUUCUGACCUAUGCAUUCAGUGGAAUACACAAAGCUUGGCAAGCUUGUGAUCCAAUCACUUUAUUUGAUGCUGAAGUUAAAAAGAUAUGUCCUGAAGAUUAUCAGAAGAUAAAGAAAACUAUUCAGAAAGAAUUGCGUUAUUGUGGAGCACUAAUAGUAUGGACUGAUUGUGAUAGAGAAGGAGAGAAUAUUGGAUAUGAAAUAAUACAAGUUUGUCAAGAAAUUAAGCCCAAUAUCGAAGUUUUUCGCGCCAAGUUUUCGGAAAUUACUGCAAGGUCUAUUACAAGGGCUAUCAAUAAUCUAGAGAGACCCAAUAAGAAUAUAAGUGAUGCUGUUGAUGUUAGAAGUGAAUUAGAUCUAAGAACUGGCGCCGCAUUUACUAGAUUACAAACGUUGCGACUUCAGAAAGUUUUUCCUGAUGUAUUGGAACAGAAAUUAAUCAGUUAUGGUUCCUGCCAGUUUCCUACAUUAGGAUUUGUAGUUGAGAGAUUCAAAGCCAUUGAAAAUUUCAUAGCUGAGCAGUUUUGGCAAAUUCAUUUGUCUCAUACAAUAAAAAAGUUAACAACUGACUUCACCUGGAAACGCAAUCGACUCUUUGAGAAAUCAGCGGUGCUGGCGCUUCUCGAUAUCUGUCUGCAAGCGAAUUCCGUACGCAUUGAAAGCGUAGAUAGUAAGCCGAAGAGUAAAUGGCGUCCAUUGCCUUUGGACACGAUUGAAAUGGAGAAGAUUAUAUCGCGUAAGAUGCGUCUCAGCGCCAAAGAGACCAUGAAGAUUGCCGAAAAGCUUUACACUUCUGGUUAUAUUAGUUACCCCAGGACAGAAACUAAUAUUUUUCCCAAGGAGAUAAACUUGCAGAAUAUUGUUCAACAACAAAUUGACGAUCCAGAUUGGGGUGGUUUUGCAAAUCGCAUCAUGAACGAAGGAGGGCCAACACCGCGCCAAGGCAAAAAGAGUGAUCAAGCUCAUCCUCCCAUCCACCCAACCAAAUAUACGAAAAAUUUGACCGGAAACGAGAAGCGAGUGUAUGAGUACAUUGUAAGGCAUUUUCUGGCGUGUGUGCACAAAGAUGCUAAAGGGCACGAGACGAUUGUUCAGGCAGAUUGCGGUGGUGAGAAGUUUACUGCAAAAGGAUUGGUUAUCUUAGAACGGAAUUACCUUGAUGUUUAUAUUUAUGAAAACUGGAACGGGAAGGAGAUUCAUGAAUAUCAGAUUGGAGAUACUUUUGUGCCAACUCGUCUUGAAUUGGGUGAAGGUGUAACUAGUCCACCAAAACUUUUAACUGAAGCCGACCUCAUUGCCUUGAUGGAGAAACAUGGGAUUGGUACAGAUGCAACUCAUGCUGAACAUAUUGAAACAAUCAAAAGUCGUGAUUACGUUUCUCUACAUCAAAACAUUUACUUUGUGCCAGCUGCACUCGGAAUGGGACUUGUGGAAGGAUAUAAUAAUAUGGAGUUAGAAAUAUCAUUGGCGAAGCCAAAUUUGCGCUCAGAUUUCGAAAACGACUUAAAACUUAUUUGUGAUGGUCAAAAACGCGCCCAGGAUGUUUUGCAGGAUCAAAUAGCUAAAUACAAAGAAGUGUAUCGCAUUGUUUCCCAAAAAAUGACAACCAUUGAUAGUACUCUACAACAAAGAUUAAACCGUGUACCGCGUCCGUAUAAUGAAGCACAGAUUAUGAUGGGUUCAUCGGAUAAAUGGGCACUGAAAUGUCCUAAAUGUGGAGGAAACAUGUUCUUGCGUCAGAGAUCCAACGGGUCGGGAUGGUUUUUAUCCUGUGCAAAUUACCCACCGUGCAGGAAUGCGAUUUGGUUCACAGGUGUUAACUCUGCGCAAAUCAUGGAUGAAACCUGUCCAACUUGUGGACCGGACGUAAGAAAAAUCAAAUUUACUUUCCGACAAAAUCCGUUUCUUGGAGAGCCAAAUCCUAAUGUGUUAUGUAUUGGCGGAUGUGACAUCGCUGUUUUAUCCGCCUUAGACAUUCAGUUGUCUUCUGUGAAGAAAGUAAACACACCAGGUUUACCCGUUCAGGAAGCGCCUCCACCACCACCACUACAAAACAGAACUAACAAUUACAACAAUCAGAAUGGGCCUACAAAGAAAACAAGCCAGACCAAAUCAACAACGACACAAGUCCCUCCUAAUCAAUCUACAAUCACGUCAUGGAUGGGUGGCGGAAAUACAAAUAAUACAACAAAUGUCCAAAAUAUUCCAAACAAUCGUCCCAAUUCUCUAGGAUCUUCCGGGAACACUUCAGUAUCUACUGAUAAUGGUCGCACACCUGAUACACAGAUAUGUAAUUGUAACCGGGAAGCUGUGGUCCUAACAUGCCGAAACGGAGCGAAUGCAGGUCGUCAGUUUUAUAAAUGUCCGUUGAAUAAUCAAACUGGAACAGGAGGGUGUAAAUACUUCGCUUGGAAGGACGAAGAUCAGACACCUAACACAAGUAACGCAGGAUCUUAUCAACCGCCCGCCAAUGGCAAUAAUAAUGGAGAUGAUUCUGACGACGCCGGACAACCUGCACAAUGCCAAUGUGGUAUGCCUGCUGCGAUGCGUACUGUCUCCAAAGACGGCGCAAACAAAGGUCGGCAAUUUUAUUCCUGUCCAAAACCAAUGGGGCAGGGGUGCAAAUUUUUUGAAUGGGCAGAUGAAGACAAUAACGGAACAUCAAAGCGAAGGAUUCCACUAAAAAGACGGAAUGCACCUGUAGACAAAAAAAAACAAGCUAAAUUGUCUAAAAGGAAAUGUAGCAUUUGUCACCAAACAGGUCACGUCAGACCAAAAUGUCCAUUAAAAGGUCAAAAAUGAAUAAGAAUGUAGUGUAUAGUGUUACAGGGAUGUAAAUAUAUUUAUUUUUACAUGA
This is a messenger RNA of Dalotia coriaria, 3373 nucleotides long. RefSeq names its product topoisomerase 3-alpha (gene Top3alpha). Gene Ontology annotation, cellular component: nucleus; chromosome. The record is from RefSeq and is a predicted model, not a curated record. Lineage: Eukaryota; Metazoa; Arthropoda; Insecta; Coleoptera; Staphylinidae. Gene Ontology annotation, molecular function: DNA binding; zinc ion binding; DNA topoisomerase type I (single strand cut, ATP-independent) activity. The transcript has 11 exons. The coding region runs from base 265 to 3318 and encodes 1017 amino acids. Gene Ontology annotation, biological process: DNA topological change.